AUGUCAAGCAGCGCCGCGGUUGCCUCGGUCGAGGCCGAGGCUGCGACAUCAGCAGCUGUUCCACCGCAGGCCAACGACAGCGUCGGCACGGUCGCUUCGCCGCGGGAUGCUGGAGAGGGCACGGGCAGCGCAGCGAUCGCAGGAGAGAGCGCACUGGUACAGCCGCCGGCGACGGGCAUGCAGAGUGCAUCCUCGCAGCGUGGCGCUGCGCCGCAGCUUUUGGGCGCCAGUUCCGUCGCUGGGCCAUCUCGUCUGCCAGCAUCGCCUGCGGAUGCGCCUUCGCCCGGGCACGCCGCCGUGCUGCCGGCGUCCUCCUCGAACGUGUCUCUGCAUGCUCUGCCGCGGCGCAGCAUCGAACGUGCACUGACGAGCGUCUACAGCGUCUUCUUUGGAGCGCACGACAUCAAGACGUGGUACGCCAGCCCGUUCCCGCUCGAUGAUGACCCGCACGACGCAACGCCGGCCGGCUCGCCCGCACAGUCCCACCAGCCAGUCAAGCGAGGCGGCAACAAGCGACCGCGUCUGGAAGCUGCUUCGCGCACUCCGAGCGGCGCUGCGAAUGGAGCCGCAGCGAACGGCACGCCAGCUGCAGCUGCAGCACUGUCGACGCCGGGCCCUCAUGCCGGCGGUGCACUGGCGUCCACGUCGGCGGGUACGCCUGCGUCCGUCGUGUCCGCGACAGACAGUCCCGCAGCUUCUGGGCGGCAAAGAGGAGCAGCUUUGCAGCCGCAGGGCACCUCGACUGGCCGCUCGCUGUGGGUGUGCGACGGCUGCUUCAAGUACGCGCGCACCUACGCCGGCUAUCGCGUGCACAAGAAGGAGUGCACCUACACGCAUCCGCCGGGCCGCAAGGUAUACCAGCGCGGCGCUCACAUCAUCUGGGAGGUCGACGGCGCUGAGCAGAAGCUCUACGCCCAGAACCUCUCGCUCUUCGGCAAGCUCUUCAUCGACCACAAGGCCAUCUACUUUGACGUCGAGCCGUUUCUCUUCUACGUGCUCACGGAUGCGAGUCCGCACUUUGACCACCCGAUCGGCUUCUUUUCCAAGGAAAAGAUCUCGUACGACGACUACAACCUCGCCUGCAUCAUCACGUUUCCGCCGUUUCAGAAGCGCGGCUUCGGCACGCUGCUGAUCGAGUUCAGCUACUACCUCUCUGCACACGACGCAGUCCCGGGCACGCCGGAGCGGCCGCUGUCCUCUCUCGGCUUCCGCGGCUACCUUGCCUACUGGUCGUCGGUAGUGCUGCGCACACUGGCACUGGCGUUCGACGAGAUGGAGCCCAGCAUCUCGCAGCUGCUGCUAGCGCCACCACCUUCCGCCUCUACGCCGGUCAAAGGCGCACCCGUUAGCCCAGCCGUGGCAGCAGCGGCGCGAGCGCGACAAGUGCACGAGUGCACGCGCAUCAGGCGGGCGCUGCUCGGUCUGCCUGCUCUGCCCGACACCUUCCGACCACUGUCUGGCGGCGAUGCGGAGGAAGAAGAGAUCCAGCGACGCAAGAUCAUCCGCGUAGCCAAGGGCUUCGCAGGCGUCACGCCUCGCGGUCUCGCUACGCCGUCUCGCUCUGAGCGCCGUGCCACACGCGCUAGCAACCGCGCCGGCUCGCAAGGCAGUCCGGUGGAGGAAGCACCGAGCCCGGUCAAGACAGAGCCCGGUGCAGCAUCAACAGGCGGGAGCAAUGGCCGUACGCGCGGGCAGGCCUCAGCACCUGCUCCAGAUGCCACAUCGAAGCAUCCAGCGCUGGCCAUCGCCAUUGCGCCCGGCGCCUCCAUCUCGCUCGCUACCACGCUUGGCGCGCUCAGUGCAGCGACGCGGCUGCGUGUCGACGACGUAGCCUUUGCGCUUGCAGAAUGCGGCCUACUGCGCUGGCGUGUACCCCCUGCUGUGCUCCAGGAGCGCGGCGUGUACCGUGCUGCGAAGGGCACAGACGCCGCUGGACAGGCCAAAGUUGCUUCAGAGCUGCCGGCCGAGGUAGCGCUGCUCAUCACGCGCGACGCCGUGCGCGAGGCCAUCCGCGCCAAGAAUGUCAAGCGCCCGGUGCUCGACGACAUCUACGUGCUUGUCUGA
This is a messenger RNA of Tilletiopsis washingtonensis, 2064 nucleotides long. RefSeq names its product acyl-CoA N-acyltransferase. The record is from RefSeq and is a predicted model, not a curated record. Lineage: Eukaryota; Fungi; Basidiomycota; Exobasidiomycetes; Entylomatales. Gene Ontology annotation, biological process: regulation of DNA-templated transcription. Gene Ontology annotation, molecular function: histone acetyltransferase activity. Bases 1 to 2064 code for a protein of 687 amino acids. The transcript is spliced from 6 exons.